GUCGCUCAUUCUAGUGGAAGACUUCGAGGGGUGAACUCUACCGCUCGCCUCCGGAGGACGGAGGAUUGCAGACCUGAAUUUCUCGCCACAUACCGAGUUGGACUCCAGAAGAAUGAGGCUGUUGGCAAACCUGGUGCUGUGGACGUUGGCACUCCUGCAUCAAGGGGCUGAGGGGACCAGCGGUACCAUACGCAAAAGAUGGACAAAACUGCAUCCUGAGGAUUUUCCAUCCGGAGGCUCCGUCGGGACCAGGAAUGUUCAGGAUUCUCUGAUCUGCUCAAUGGCGGCCUUGGGGGUAGGAACAUGUCGAAUCUUUUGCUUCAAUUAUGCGGUCGAGAACUGCGUCUUAUAUGAGACUAAAAUGCGCCUGAAGCCUCACUGCACUGAAAACUGUCAGUCAGGCGACGUCGUCUGUUUCCAUAAGGUUCCUCCCGACGGUGUCUUCCUGGGAAAUGGAACUACACCUAUCAUACUGGAUGGGGAGGACGGAGGAAGUAUCGAGGCUUUGAAUAUCUAUGAUACGCCUAUGGAACAUCGAUGGCACUUCAGUACAUCACCCGGGUAUAUCCUUCAGAUCAAGAUCAAGUUUUUCAACUUCGGAUCUUGUGGCUGUGGGUGUAAUUCGGUUAGCUUCAGGGAUCUCAAUACUUCGGCUGUUAUUGAUGGGUUGUGUUAUCUUACUUCUGUUAGUGAUGGUGAUGUCAAUUCUACAACCACUGAGAGGUCGGUGAUUUCACCUGUUAUUGAUGGGUAA
Macrobrachium nipponense is the source of this 754-nucleotide messenger RNA. RefSeq lists its product as uncharacterized. The transcript is spliced from 7 exons. NCBI's taxonomy places the organism in Eukaryota, Metazoa, Arthropoda, Malacostraca, Decapoda, Palaemonidae. The record is from RefSeq and is a predicted model, not a curated record. The coding region runs from base 113 to 754 and encodes 213 amino acids.